Molecule: messenger RNA, 675 nt
Organism: Trypanosoma brucei brucei TREU927
Lineage: Eukaryota; Euglenozoa; Kinetoplastea; Trypanosomatida; Trypanosomatidae
Product: V-type ATPase, C subunit, putative
Exons: 1
Coding region: 1-675 (224 amino acids)
Biological process (GO): proton transmembrane transport
Cellular component (GO): proton-transporting V-type ATPase, V0 domain
Molecular function (GO): proton-transporting ATPase activity, rotational mechanism
Source: RefSeq, a predicted model, not a curated record
AUGGCGGUUGAAUCCGAUGUGUUGCCUCCGCUAACGCGCCUCCCUCCUGAUGAGGCCCUCAGUUUUAUCUGGAAGAUAACCCGAUCAAUUUUAAUACUUGUUUUUGUCAUUUUCGCAGUGAUCCCUGCAUUAUGUGGCACCGUGUACCCUCCUUUUUCAGCUUUGUGGGAUGUCAUAGCUGCGAUAUCUCCAUACACGUGGGGUUCCGUGGGAAUAGGUAUCGGUAUUUCCCUUUCCAUCGGUGGUGCGGCAUGGGGAAUAUUGACAACUGCUUCGUCUCUUAGCGGAGCGGCAAUCCGUGCACCUCAGAUACGGAGCAAGAAUCUUAUAUCCAUAAUUUUUUGUGAAGCUGUUGCCAUCUAUGGUGUUAUCUUAUCCAUUAUUAUGAUGGGUAAGAUGGAAGCAGAUGGAAAAGCAGUGGACAGCAGUGGGAUCUUCACUUAUCGUGCAGCUGCAGCUGGUUUUACGCUUUUUGCAGCUGGUUUGGCAGUUGGUCUUGGGAAUAUGUGCUGCGGAAUUGCUGUUGGUGUUGUCGGGAGCAGUUGCGCCAUUGCUGACGCUCAUAGCAGCUCACUAUUCGUGAAGAUACUUGUAAUUGAAAUUUUUGCUUCAGCACUUGGUAUAUUCUCCGUUAUUGUUGGUAUUCUCAUGGCCCAAAAGGCGGUGAUGGUAUAA